AUCUCUUCAAUCUAGGACAAAAACCAAUUAUCACUGACAAAUUUGCAACCAUGAAGAUGCUCAUGAUGUUAAUGGUGGCUGCAAUUUUAUUUUGCAGCCAUCAACAAGGGGUUGUGGCGAGAGAAGUUGCUGUGACUGUGGACGAUGACGGUAACGAGGUAGAAAUAAUUCCGUGUUGGAUUUUCCACUGGCCAUGGUGCCCGUCCCCACCCCCACCCCCGCCACCAAGCCCACCCCCUCCACCCCCUAAACCGAGUUGCUCGGCUAGUGACCAAGAGCAGGUGAAAACGUGCAUGUUCAAUGUAACUUCAAUUGACGCAUGCUGCCCAACAUUCAGGAGCAUACUCGGUACCAGUUGCCCUUGCUAUAAGUUUGCUGAGGAUUUGGAUAAUCAAGUCUUGAUCACUCUUCAAGCUUAUUGUGAUGUCGAUAGCCCUUGUAGGAACUUACAAGUAAGUUACAAUUUUUACCUACCGCAUAAGAUUUUGACAGACUCGUUUAAGAAUUUACGAUCUACAAUCAUUUAUAUAAGGUGAUUAAGCUAUCCAAGGAGGAGUAAAACUGAUGUGUUUAAUUGCUUAAUUCCAGAUCUUGUAUUAGAUAAUUUGCUAUUAAUUGCCCUUUCUAGGGGUACAGUACUUGUAAUGUUGUGUGUGUGUGUGUGUGUGUGUUUUUUGGUUGAUUGUAAUGUUGUGUUAUUGUAAUAAAUUUGACAUAUCUGUCAAAGUCUUAGUAUUAAUAAAAGAAUAUUAUAA
Messenger RNA from Lycium ferocissimum, 755 nucleotides. RefSeq lists its product as uncharacterized. The transcript has 2 exons. Lineage: Eukaryota; Viridiplantae; Streptophyta; Magnoliopsida; Solanales; Solanaceae. The record is from RefSeq and is a predicted model, not a curated record. Bases 51 to 536 code for a protein of 161 amino acids.